This is a messenger RNA of Mus musculus (house mouse), 2772 nucleotides long. Its product is annotated as predicted gene, 33099. The record is from RefSeq and is a predicted model, not a curated record. The coding region runs from base 1 to 756 and encodes 251 amino acids. NCBI's taxonomy places the organism in Eukaryota, Metazoa, Chordata, Mammalia, Rodentia, Muridae. The transcript is spliced from 5 exons.
AUGGCGUGGCUGAGAAUGCGGCGACGUUGCCGGGAGGAGCUGAAUGAGUGUCGCGCAUCAGACCGCAGCUGCCUCGCGACCGAGACGGAGACAAAUGACAGGCCUGUCCUGCUGUACUUCAUCAUCACCUUGUUCCCGGCCUCAGAACCUUUGCCAUGCUCUCCCACAGAAGCACACCUCUAUCGAUUUCUGCCUAAAAGUCACCACCACCAGGAAGACCACCCAGGAGGCUGGUCUGGUGCUGAAGAUGAAACCCAGGAUUUCUCCUACCCAUUGAGCUACACUCCCCAGCCCUGCAAGCUUCUUGACAGUGUUCCACUGAGAGGGAAGGGAACAGCCCAGGAGUGGAGCAACCUCCUAUUUUCCAGAGAAGAAACCGCAGAAGAGUCGUCCUUCGUCUGCCUAGCUCCGGGUUCUCGCCUCACCACCCCCGUCCGCGCCUGGCACUGCGCCCGGUGCGCCCCAGCCGCCGGAUCGCGCUCGCAGCUCCGACUUCUUGCCUGCCGGGCUCCGUGGCACGUGCCCCGCGCGCCCCUGACCCGUGCUGCACCCCUCCAGGUGGCCUCCGCGCCCACCCUGACCUCCAGAGGUCGCCUGGGGACGGUCGGGGGCCCGGGCUCGGAGGUGGGGGCAGCGGGGACGGCGGCAGGGAGAGGACGCUGCGCCUUUAAGGUGCCACCGCCGCGUGGCAGGGAGACAGCUUGUGCCAGCCCCAUUCCGCCCGGCUCCGCUCGCGACGAGAAACACAAUGCAUAACAAUCAGGCGCGCGCUUGGAGCUGUGCCACGCAGCGGGGGCGGGGCGGGCGCGGCCGGGCGGGCGGGGCGCUGGGGUCGCGACCCCUGCCCCAAGUCGGAGGCCGCGGGGGGCCACCCGCGCUCCCCACGCCCGCGCUCUGCACCCCGCAGCCCGCGCGGCGCCCCGCCCCGGCCGCGCUCCCGCUCGGCGCUCCCUGCAAAGUUCAUUCCCACUAACUCUUUUCCAGGCCACUUCCCCCUCACAUCUGACAAUCCGGGGCCCUCAUUCUCCCAGUAAUCACUCCACUGCACUAAUUGCACAUGCAAAUAUGCAAAUGCGUAUUAAUUAAUUACUAUACUAAUUAGUUCUGUGGUAUUUGCGAGUAAUAAAUCAUUGGAUGGGAGCGAGGAAGCUGGAGACCUGGCCCAUUUUCAUUCUGCAUAAAAUUUUAAUGGUCUCUCUGGCUGAUCCGGGACGGCAACGCGCGGAGAGGCUCUUAAAGGGCCAGAGGAGGCGGGAAAGGGGCAGGGACCGGGAGCUCCGGGUCAUCCCGGCCAGGGACUGGCACCCUGGGCGGGCUUGAGACGAAUCCCCAUUCCCUGUGGGGGCCUGUCUUGAGCCUGCACUUUCCCCCUACCCUUCUCUACCCCUGGCCGCGGGUCCCCAGGGUAGCUUCUAUGGAGAGAAUCUGAGCGGGGAGGAGGGUGAGCCUCGUUUCUUUAAGAAAGGAAAGGAGGCACGGAUCUGCGAGGCCAAUGCAAAGGCUUUUGGAGCCCCAGAGACCCUGGGAUAAGGGAAUGAAGACCCCGUUCCUUGGAUGGCGGGGUAAACUGAGUCACAGAACAAGUCAAUUUUUAAAAAUCUCAUCUUCUGUUCCUAGAAAAUGUCCUCGGUACCCCUAGUCUUUUCUUGUUUCCUGUGGUGACCAUCAAGGUUAGGGGGGCUUCCAGCUUUCUCUUUCCACAUGAUCACACCGCAGCCCCGCCCCCCGUGGGCACCAGCUGGCACCCUGGCAGAGCAGUCCUCGGCUUGAGUGGGCCCCAGGGACCCUGCUUUAUUUCCAGGACAUAGUCUGGACCCAGGGCACAGGGAGGGGGCUGGCUGCUUCAUUGACUAAAGGCGGCUGAGGGAUCAGAGUGGUCCCAAGCCAAGGUCUAGGUGGAUGCCAGAGGUGAGCAAAAUGGGCAGGUGGGGACCAGGGCCUUGUCCUGAGCCACAACCACUACCAGGGCCCCGCCCUCCAGUUCACUUGUAGUCUCUCUCUAAGUGACUUCCUACUUCCACAUGCACAGCAUAGGGGCAAAGCCUCAGGGGGCCCCACUGGUCACACCUCAGCAAACAGUGCAGUUGGGGAACUGUUCCAAGAGCUCUAGAUGUCUUUGAGACGCAGGCUCCAGGCUCCGCUACCUACCCCCAUUUUAUGGAUGGGAAAUAAGAGCACAGGGAGGUUCAAGGUGGCCCACCUGGGAUUGGUGUCAUGGGCUUUGGCAUCUGCAUUCCUUACACACACACACACACACACACACACACACACACACACACACAGAGCACACUCUGCCCUCUCUUCCACCUCACCCACAGCUCCCAGUCCAGGUUCAUGGGCAAGAUCCCAUUCCAUCCUCAUGAAUAUUAGGAUGGAGGUUCUGGGAGCAUCCCCAUUUUAGGCACGUGGAACCCAAGGGUCGAGGGAAGUUGACCAAGUUGCUCUGGACCAUACAGGAAAGCCAGGUUCACUCAAUGUCUUCGGUGGGAGGUGGGGGUGGGUAGAAAGGAGUCACGGCAGCCUCUGAUUACCAGGGAACAGGAGAGAAAAUAGGCUUUCAGCUGGAAAGCUGUGGGGAGAGCUUUCUUCUAGGGAAGCAGGGACCACAGGAGCUCACAUGGGGGAGGAGCUUCCCCUCUUUUUCCUGCUGCAGGCUGGGAAGUGGCCCGCGGCUGCCAGAGGAGGGGCCUGGGGAAGGAGACCAGAGACAGAAAGCCCACCAGGACACUGGAACUCAGGAACCCUACCUGGGGUUUCCCCCCCUAAUUUUGU